GUACGGCAGGGCGGGGUCGGCCCGCAGUGGCCAGCUACGAGCUAGGGGGACGGCGCUUGCGCAGAAGACGCCUCAGGGUGCGGGGUGCAGUUGUAGCUCCAGGGCUAUGGCGGAGGAGCAGGGCCGGGAACGGGACCUGGUUCCCAAGCCGUCGGUGCUGUUCCUGCACCCAGACCUGGGCGUGGGCGGCGCUGAGCGGCUGGUGUUGGACGCGGCGCUGGCGCUGCAGGCGCGCGGGUGUAGCGUGAAGAUCUGGACAGCGCACUACGACCCGGGCCACUGUUUCGCCGAGAGCCGCGAGCUACCGGUGCGCUGUGCCGGGGACUGGCUGCCGCGAGGCCUGGGCUGGGGCGGCCGCGGCGCCGCCGUCUGCGCCUACGUGCGGAUGGUCUUCCUGGCGCUCUACGUGCUGUUCCUCGCCGACGAGGAGUUCGACGUGGUCGUGUGCGACCAGGUGUCUGCCUGUAUCCCAGUGUUCAGGCUGGCUAGACGGCGGAAGAAGAUCCUGUUUUACUGUCACUUCCCAGAUCUGCUUCUCACCAAGAGAGAAUCUUUUCUUAAACGGCUAUACAGGGCCCCAAUUGACUGGAUAGAGGAAUACACCACAGGCAUGGCAGACUGCAUCUUAGUCAACAGCCAGUUCACAGCUGCUGUUUUUAAGGAAACAUUCAAGUCCCUGUCUCACAUAGACCCUGAUGUCCUCUAUCCAUCUCUAAAUGUCACCAGCUUUGACUCAGUUGUUCCUGAAAAGCUUGAUGACCUAGUCCCCAAGGGGAAAAAAUUCCUGCUGCUGUCUAUCAACAGAUACGAAAGGAAGAAAAAUCUGACUUUGGCACUGGAAGCCCUAGUACAGCUGCGUGGAAGAUUGACAUCCCAAGAUUGGGAGCGGGUUCAUCUGAUCGUGGCAGGUGGUUAUGACGAGAGAGUCCUGGAGAAUGUGGAACAUUAUCAGGAAUUGAAGAAAAUGGUCCAACAGUCCAACCUUGGCCAGUAUGUGACCUUCUUGAGGUCUUUCUCAGACAAACAGAAAAUCUCCCUCCUCCACAGCUGCACAUGUGUGCUUUACACACCAAGCAAUGAGCACUUUGGCAUUGUCCCUCUGGAAGCCAUGUACAUGCAGUGCCCAGUCAUUGCUGUUAAUUCAGGUGGACCCUUGGAGUCCAUUGACCACAGCGUCACAGGGUUUCUGUGUGAGCCUGACCCAGUGCACUUCUCAGAAGCGAUAGAAAAGUUCAUCCGUGAACCUUCCUUAAAAGCCACCAUGGGCCUGGCUGGAAGAGCCAGAGUGAAGGAAAAAUUUUCUCCUGAAGCAUUUACAGAACAGCUCUACCGAUAUGUUACCAAACUGCUGGUAUAAUCAGAUUCUUCUUAAGAUCUUUAUGCUGUGUUCAUUAAUGUCAUUUUUAUGGAUUGUAGACCCAGUUUUGAAAGCAAAAAAGAAAUCUAGAAUCGAAUGCAGAAGAGAUCUUUUAAAAAAUAAACUUGAGUCUUGAAUGUGAGCCACUUUCCCAUAUACCACACCUCCCUGUCCACUUUUCAGAAAAACCAUGUCUUUUAUGCUGUAAUCAUUCCAAAUUUUGCCAGUGUUAAGUUACAAAUGUGGUAUAAUUCCAUGUUCAGCAGAGUAUUUUAAUUAUAUUUUCUUGGGAUUAUUGCUCUUCUGUCUAUGAAUUUUGAAUGAUACUGUGCCUUAAUUGGUUUUGAUAGUUUAAGUGUGUAUCAUUAUCAAAGUUGAUUAAUUUGGCUUCAUAGUAUAAUGAGAACAGGGCUAUUGUAGUUCCUAGAUUCAAUCCACUGAAGUGUUCACUGUCAUCUGUUAGGGAAUUUUUGUUCGUCAUGUCUUUGCCUGGAUCCAUAGCGAGAGUGCUGUGUAUUUUUUUAAGAUAAUUUGUAUUUUUGCACACUGAGAUAUAAUAAAAGGUGUUUAUCAUAAAAAAGAAACAGUAUUAGAUUUUGGUCUCCAUAAUCUAUUUUGGCAUUAUGAACAUGGAUAUGACAACCAAACUGGAAAUCAGAACACUAGGGUAAAGUGGAUAUUGAAAUGAAGCAAGAAUAUUGUCACACAUGUGUUGUGCAUCUUGUUUAGGGUGUAUUUCUUAAUGUCAUCUAGGCCACUAGUUUUGUUAAUAUUUGUGUUGUCUUGACCAAGCUCCUACUAAGUAUAGGACACAAAGAUUUUUGUAUCUUCCAAGGCCUGGCUCAAAUGCCACUGCUGCAAAGCUUUCUUUGACCCUCUGGCCACCUCCCAAGCCAGAAGUGAUCUUCCCCCUCCAUAUACUCUAGCCUUUUCAUGACACUGAUCUUUUCAUGACACUGACUUAUAGUUCACUGUUUACCUGGUGGUCUAACAGCAAAUCAUAAACAGUAGUUUUCAACAUACUCCUAAGGCUAAAUUCAUUUCCAAAAGCAGCAAAGCUUACUAGCCAAAGGCUCCACAUUUAUCAACUCUUAAGAGCUAGACUUGAGAGCCUAACAGCCCAUAUGAUUUUGAGUAAAUUGAUCUCUAUACCUCAGCUUCUUCAUCUGCAAAGUGAGAUAAUUGUACUAUUCUACUUUCCUCAUAGUGCGGUUAUAACAGAUUAUGAUAAUAUUACAAAGUACUUAAUACUUGGCAUGUAGUAUAUAUAUUAGCUAUUAGUAUUUUGCAAUUUGGGGAUAUUGAAAAUUAGAAGUUGUAUGUUAGUUCAUGCUACACUACCAUAUUGUUCUUUUGGGGCUCUUCAAUGGGUGAAAUUCCAUUUUACAGUUUAUCAUGUGCAUCUGUAUCACAGGAGUAUUUUGGCAAAAUGAUUCUGUACCAGAAAGGAGUACUGUAAAAUGAGGGUGCCAAAUAUAUUGAGUCUUUUAUGGGAUUAAAA
Messenger RNA from Nomascus leucogenys (northern white-cheeked gibbon), 2858 nucleotides. It is a transcript of the gene ALG2, whose product is annotated as ALG2 alpha-1,3/1,6-mannosyltransferase. NCBI's taxonomy places the organism in Eukaryota, Metazoa, Chordata, Mammalia, Primates, Hylobatidae. Gene Ontology annotation, molecular function: GDP-Man:Man(1)GlcNAc(2)-PP-Dol alpha-1,3-mannosyltransferase activity; alpha-1,3-mannosyltransferase activity. The record is from RefSeq and is a predicted model, not a curated record.